CGAAAAUUCGUUCUCUUUUUUUUACUUUACUCCCUUCGUAGUACUGGUGUUGGGACCAGCGCCGUCUACGAGUCGGGACAUUUACAUAUAUAAGGGGCUUCAGGACGGAUCCUACUCAGCAGUCGCACCUUCGCAGGCUCGUAUACUUCACCAUGACCGGACUUCGUGCAUGCCUUCUUCUAGCCCUGGCCAGCAGCGCCAUUGCUGGUCAAAUCCAUGGCGGCCUUAGCCACGGCCUCGGCCUUUCCGGUGUCGGCUAUUCCGGCCUUGGUUACUCUGGACUGGGCUACGGUUCCCUAGGCUACGGUUAUGGUCUCGGCUAUGGCCAAGCCGUGGGUUUCGGCAACGGCUUUGGCUACUCGGGUCUGACCGGAUACACCGUCGCUGCCCCAGCCGUGAGCCGCACCGUGUCCACCUACCACGCUGCUCCGGCCGUCGCCACCUACCACGCUGCUCCAGCUGUCGCCACCUACCAAGCUGCUCCAGUUGCUACCUACCACGCUGCUCCAGCCGUGACUAGGGUGUCUACUAUUCAGGCUGCUCCGGCUGUCGCCACUUACGCCGCUGCCCCAGUCGCCACCUACGCCGCUGCCCCAGCUGUCACCAGGGUCACUAGCUACCAGCCAGCUGUCGCCCGUGUCGCUACCUACCAGGCAGCUCCAGCUGUCACCCGUGUCGCUACCUACCAGGCUGCUCCAGCUGUCGCUACCUAUGCCGCUGCUCCAGUUGCCACCUACGCCGCUGCUCCAGCUGUGACCAGAGUGUCCACCAUCCACGCUGCUCCGGCUGUGGCCAGCUACCAAACCUACCAUGCACCAGCUGUUGCCACCGUCGCCCACGCUCCAGCUGUGGCAAGCUUCCAGACCUACCAUGCUCCCGCUGUUGCCACUGUGGCUCACGCUCCAGCUGUCGCCAGCUACCAGACCAUCCACGCUGCCCCAGCCGUUACCACUUACGCCCACGCUGCUCCAGUGUACGGAUACGGCGUUGGAUCCCUCGGCUACGGUGUCGGCAACUACGGCUACGGACACGGUCUUGGAAGCUACGGCCUGAACUACGGUUACGGCCUUGGCACCUAUGGCGACUACAGCACCCUCCUCCGCAAGAAGAAGUAAACUCUUUUCCGGAGUUAAGCACAAGAAGUCGCCUGGAUGCUUGGUUCUCCUGCCAACCACCAAGUACAAUAAACAUUUUGAAAUGAAACAAACUAAAGAAACGACA
Molecule: messenger RNA, 1221 nt
Organism: Ixodes scapularis (black-legged tick)
Lineage: Eukaryota; Metazoa; Arthropoda; Arachnida; Ixodida; Ixodidae
Product: pupal cuticle protein G1A
Exons: 3
Coding region: 153-1115 (320 amino acids)
Source: RefSeq, a predicted model, not a curated record